This is a messenger RNA of Alosa sapidissima (American shad), 3797 nucleotides long. Its product is annotated as interleukin-31 receptor subunit alpha-like. The coding region runs from base 348 to 2687 and encodes 779 amino acids. Gene Ontology annotation, biological process: cytokine-mediated signaling pathway. The transcript is spliced from 16 exons. Gene Ontology annotation, molecular function: cytokine receptor activity; cytokine binding. Gene Ontology annotation, cellular component: external side of plasma membrane; signaling receptor complex. Lineage: Eukaryota; Metazoa; Chordata; Actinopteri; Clupeiformes; Clupeidae. The record is from RefSeq and is a predicted model, not a curated record.
UGAUUGGCCACUGUAGGGAAUCCGAUACCUACAGCAAUAAUUCAACAGCUUUUCUGUACGUUGAUCUUCACAAAAUCCAUUAGUCCUGUAUAGACCUGACAUAAAUCCCGAUUGUCAGACAAAAAUAAAUCAAGUCCCUCCCACUACUUGUGCAUGAUGACGUGUGACGUGAUGAUGGUAAAGUAGUAGCCUAAGCCUGAGGUGGAGCGAAGGCAGAAUCUUUAGUGAAAGGACAGUGUGACAGAGAUGCUGUAUAGGCUACAAUAUGAUGUAAGAGUAAUUUAUGACAAUAAACUGUCACUAUUCAAGAUAUUUUCAGACUUACUCGAAGCCUCCAAAAUGACUUCAUGAAUGACUUGAAUCCUCGAAUUAUGUGGCUGUUGUUUACCAUGACGCGAUUUGCAUUUAUUUGCCUCCUAUGUGCUACGAUGAGUGGAGUAGGCCUAUCCUGUAGGAAUUCCAAGAUGGGCAUGCUUCCAAAGAACUCACAGAACAUAACAUGUGUUACACGCCUUAGGCCAUUUAUUGAGAAAGGCCUAACAUGUUGGUGGAACCCAUUGGGAAUCUCAACAAGCACGCUAUACUCAGUCACACUGACAAGACAACACAGUGCCAAACAUACGGAAAUAAACACUACGGACAACUGCUACUUUUUUCCAAGCCCAGGCAUGGGGUAUCAUGUAACAGUAUCAGUAGCAGCAAAUUCAUCUAAUGACACCUGGCAAAUCCAUAUUAACAACUUGUUUGACAUUGUGAAAUUUGACCCACCAGAUCGCGUAUGGGCCGAAGCCUACCCAGGAGGUAUCCGAGUUAACUGGGAAAAUGAGGAAAUGGUAAAAUCGCUGAAAAGGAACGUAAUAUGUGAUGUUCAGUACCGUCAAGAAGCCCCUCAUAUAAAGAAUGUAUGGAGUACCACAACUGGUUGGCAUAAAGGAAGCAAUACUAUGAAUGUUAUUAUGAAUAUUACUGAUGUGAAGCCAUGCUUCAAUUAUACUGCAUCAGUGCGUUGUUCUUUUGGAGAACAAAUGUCCCCAUGGAGUGAAUGGAGAAGCAGUACAACCUUCCUGCCACUUAGUGUAAACUCCAUUGCACUCCAUCUAUGGAGAAGGGUGCUGAAGCUGGAUGAGUUGGGCAGAAGGGUGGUUGAUCUCAUGUGGAAGGGCCCUCCUAUGUCCUGCCAUGCCAUUGAUGGGUAUAACAUUUUUGUUGAUUCUAACUUCACUGGGUAUUUAGAGCCUACCCAGAACCAGACCUCAAUUGUGCUCUCUGCCACAACCCAUCGAGUGAUGAUUGCUGCAUAUAAAAAUGAAGCCAUGCUUUGUAAUGACUCAGUGGUGAUUCCUGGUGUUGCUGAGUGUGGUCCUCCUGUUCAUUUGGCCCAGGCGACCGCCGGUAAUGGCCAAAUCUUGGUGUCGUGGGAAACACUGCUAUAUAAUGUUAGCAGCUACAUGGUUGUGUGGUACACAAACCGAAGCAUCUACAUGUGGCUGCAAACUCAAGACACAAACCUCUUGUUUCCUGGUGUGCCACAGGAACUUUACACUGUCAUUGUUACUCCACUUUACAAUGACACUCCAGGAAAUGACAGCACCCUUUACAUUUACACAGAGGAAGGGGACCCUGCUAAGGUCACUGGCGUGGAGGUUACUGAUGUGGAUGACACAUGGGCAAAAGUGGGGUGGGAUACUGUCCCUCCUGACCACUGUUGUGGCUUUGUGCUUAACUACACCGUGCUCUACAAGGCUACUGACACACAGCAGCCAGAGCUUAAUGUUACAGUGAACAACAGGAUAGAUCAGCCUGGCAGACGGCACUCUGUAAUACUCAAAGACCUCCAACCCGGCACAGCAUACAGUGUGUAUGUGGUGGCUUCCUCCAUUGCCGGAUCCAGUGAAAGCAAUUCUUAUGGCUUCACAACAAGACAAUUUGGGCGAGUCUUCAUUAUGGUACUGGUGAGGACUGGAUUUGGAGGGCUCUUACUGCUGAUCACUGCAUUGUCCAUCUUCAUUCUGCUGUGGAAGAUGAGGUUUCAUAAGGUGCCAAACCCACGACUCAGCACUGUGGGCCAGUGGACCGGGCAGGACUCUAAAAUGUAUUCCAGUCCCUGGGGAACCAGUCACCAGCCAUUACAGAGCAUGCCAUGUGAUAUCUCAACCCUGGAGGCUAUCUUACCUCUUCAUUUCUACCCUGGAGAAACCCACCAGUUCAGCCCACGGGUGUGCACAGACCUGUCUCAGGACAAGGAGAGUGUCACGCCUGGUCGCAGCACCAGAGUAACUGACACACCUGAUCCUACUGACACGCCCUCCAACAGAGCCGAGACCAAUGCUGGUUUCGAGGACAAGCCAUUGUUAGGAAGGCAUUCUGAUGAGCCAUGCCUGGAGCAGACUUUACCUUAUAUCUCCGUGAAGACAGGCCAAACACUGGCCUGUACUGUGGAGACACAAGGUUCCUCUUUACAGACUAAAUCUUCUGAACUGGAACCUGGGGAACAUGGUGAGCCAGGCCUGGAGCAGAUUCUAGAUUAUAUCUCCAUGGAGACGGGCCAAACAUCGGCCCAUACUGUGGUGACCCAAGGUUCCACUUUACAGACUAAAUCUGCUGAAUGGGAACCUGGGGAACAAAGCACUGUAACCACGGCUCUGUCCUACAUCACCGUGGAUCAGUGCCAUCCAUCCACCAAAUAAGACGUCUUUGAUGUAAAAAAAAUAUAUACAUGUAUAUAUAUUAAAUAAAUAUAAUGAGUUACCAGGAAAGAAGUCAAGUUCAUCCACACCAAACUCUGCCAUCUAUGUCUUUAUGGACCUUGCUUUGUGCACUGGUGCACAGUCAUGUUGGAACAGGAAGACUGUUCCCACUAAGUUGGGAGCAUGGAAUUGUCCAAAAUCUCUUGGUAUGCUGAAGCAUUCAGAGUUCCUUUCACUGGAUGCAGUGAGCAGCCUGCAACAACAGCGGCGCUCGGGGAGCAGUGAGGGGUUAGGUGCCUUGCUCGGAUUCGAACCGGCAACCCUCCGGUUACAAGUCCGAAGCACUAACCAGUAGGCCACGGCUGCCCACUAGAACACCUUUGGGAUGAAUUAGAGUGGAGAUUGAGACCCAGGCCUUCUCGUCCAACAUCAGUGUGUGACCUCACAAAUGCGCUUCUGGAAGAAUGGUCAAAAAUUCCCAUAAACACACUCCUAAACCUUGUGGAAAGCUUUCCCAGAAGAGUUGACACCGCUAUAGCUGCAAAGGGUGGACAGACGUCAUAUUAAACCCUAUGGAUUAAGAAUGGGAUGUCACUUAAGUUCAUAUGUGAGUCAGGGCAGGUGACACAAUACUUUUGGCAAUAUAGUGUAUGUAACAUUUGUGUGCAUGUAUGUUUCUAUAGUGUGUGCAUGUAUGACUCCAGGACGUUUAAAAAACAUUCUUGCUGUGGUUCAUGGUGUAUUUUGAAGUAUCAGACCUUUAUCCUGUUAUCUGAAGCUAGCGACUUUUAGGCUUCAGUUUCUUGACUUGACUUAACCACAUUCGCAUGCAGAAUGUGCUGAUAUUUAGUGGAAAUCAUUCUUGCCUCAGACUCCUGUGCCACUGGCUGCUGGCAGUCCCAAAGCAGAAUAAAUAAAACUGCAAUCAGAGCUGCUGCAAAUGAAUUGUUUAAUGGAAUACUCUCCAGACAUACCUUUAGGUAGUAAAGAAGGGUAGGACCUAUACCACGAGGGGAAAUUAGAGUGGAAUGUUGAGCCUAGAGCCAGAUGUGCAUUCAAAUUUGACAAACAGGCAAAUGAUCCUAGCAGGCUUUUCUUUGAACCUAUAAA